This is a messenger RNA of Leptonychotes weddellii (Weddell seal), 1349 nucleotides long. The record is from RefSeq and is a predicted model, not a curated record. NCBI's taxonomy places the organism in Eukaryota, Metazoa, Chordata, Mammalia, Carnivora, Phocidae.
AUGUUGAAGUCGCUUUUAAACACAGCUUUCCUUCUUUACCUGUCCAGGUAGCCUGUUUUCAUUUCAGUCUUAAUGAAAACUUUUACAUUUACAUCUCAAGUUUCUUUCUAAAGCAGUAGAGAACUGAAACGAAUGGGGAUUGAACUGCUUUGCCUGUUCUUUCUAUUUCUAGGAAGGAAUGAUCACGUACAAGGUGACUGUGCCAUGGGAGGGGCAGAGACCUGUGAAGACUGCUUACUCAUUGGACCCCAAUGUGCCUGGUGUUCUCAGGAGAAUUUUACCCAUCCAUCGGGAGUUGGAGAAAGGUGUGAUACCCCAGCAAAUCUUUUAGCUAAAGGAUGUCAACUAACUUUCAUCGAAAACCCUGUCUCCCAAGUAGAAAUACAUACAAAUAAGCCUCUCAGUGUAGGCAGACAGAAAAAUAGUUCUGACAUUGUUCAGAUUGCGCCUCAAAAGUUGACUCUUAAAUUGAGACCAGGCAGUGAACAGACUCUGCAAGUGCAAGUCCGCCAGACGGAGGACUACCCGGUGGACUUGUAUUACCUCAUGGACCUCUCGGCCUCCAUGGAUGAUGACCUCAACACAAUCAAAGAGCUGGGCUCCCUGCUUUCCAAGGAGAUGUCUAAAUUAACCAGCAACUUUAGACUGGGCUUCGGCUCUUUUGUGGAAAAACCUGUCUCCCCUUUUGUGAAAACAACCCCAGAAGAAAUCGCCAACCCUUGCAGGUUGGAUCUCAGCAGCUCUCUCAGUUGCCUGGGCCCCUUGGAACCAAGAUGACCUCAUCUCAAUGCCUGGUUCUAGUCUUGGGUUCUUGCAGCAUCCUCACAUCUGUCUUCCUGUGUAGCAUCUUUUUCAGGAUGUGGCAAAUUUGGCUUUGUGCUCGGCAGACUAGGAAAGCGCGUCUUUCACUGUAGGUUCCGAUGGCCUGUGUCCAUCCACAGCCCCUCAGAGACCUUCUAGGCCCAAUGACCACCACUUUCUGAGGCUAUUGGACAGUAACUCACACUUUCUCAGAGUAUCUUUCUCCACUACAAUGACUUCUGCCAAAAUAACAAUUCGUGCAGCUCCCUCUGACAUCCUUUGGGAAAUGGGGAUUUCUCUUAUUGCUUGGAGAAGGACUUUGCAGCCUUCACUUCUAUCUAAUUCAGUAGGAAAUUAAGCAUUAUGGACCCCAUUAUAAUCUGUUAUUAUCAGCUAUUAAAACCAUUUAUUAUCCAGGUGAUGGUCAAGGGCAAGUUGCUUUGUGAUGGUUUCCCUGUACAGUCAAUGACAUGUUCAGAAUCAAGUUAUUCACUAUCCUUCUAUUAAAAAGAGCUACUAUUGGGCGCCUGGGUGGCUCAGUUGGUUAA